Molecule: messenger RNA, 270 nt
Organism: Echinostoma caproni
Lineage: Eukaryota; Metazoa; Platyhelminthes; Trematoda; Plagiorchiida; Echinostomatidae
Source: the annotation of a GenBank genome assembly
AUGGUUCAGUGUCCUAUACCCCUCCCCAUUUUCGCGACAGCGGUCAAAUUGUCUGUCACUAUUCGAACCAAUGAAAUUCGCAAGCUGUUCGCCAUGUCCCUGAGCAAAACAUAUCACCAAUUUGUAAUCGCAUUCUGGGUGGGCGUUACCUGGAACGAUUUAACAGAUACUGAGAGCGAGAUGUUCUACCUGGAAUCGGAAGCAAAUAUGAUGUUGGAAAGUGAAUUGGAAGAUCCUAUCGAGCUGUCCACUCGGAUCACAGCUUCCUGA